Messenger RNA from Owenia fusiformis, 973 nucleotides. The record is from the annotation of a GenBank genome assembly. Lineage: Eukaryota; Metazoa; Annelida; Polychaeta; Sabellida; Oweniidae.
GGGAUAAACAAGUGAAUCUUUAUCUUACACAACUUUCUUAAAAAAAUAUAUUUCAUAAGUUUUGUUUCAUAAUGGAUUUGGCUAUAAAAGAGGAAAAUCAUUCUGCUGGAAAUCACCCGCAACAGAAACCCUUAAGCAAUCCAUCAAUGACUUGUCAAAUCCAACUGAUCAUGUACACACUUGCACUGAUCCCUUCAGCGCUAUGGCUGACAUACCAAGCUCCUGCAAAAGACUCGACUGCCCAAAAUUCAAAGUCCUCAGAAAAACAGGCGAGUAUGAGGUACGUGAGUACGAGGAAUCACGUUGGGCAAGCACGGAUGUUUAUGACAUGGACUGCAGUAGAGCUCGCAGCAUCGGCUUCAAACAUCUCUUCAACUACAUCUCAGGAGAUAAUGCAGCUAAUGCCAAGAUCCCAAUGACUGCCCCUGUAUUGACAACCAUUAUCCCUGGAGAGGGCCCUGCCUGUGAAAGCAACUUCACCGUAUCAUUCUACCAACCUUUCAACAUGCAGGAGAAUGGAGGCCCCGCCCCAUCUGAUGCUAAUAUCUACCUUAGUGUUCUUCCUAAUGUCACUAUGUAUGUCAGGUCUUUUCCUGGUUAUGCAAGUGAGGAGGAAUAUCUCAACCAAGCUGGUCAGCUUGCAGCCGCAAUCAACAACCCAGACAUAUAUGACACUGACUUAUACUACACAGCUGGCUAUGACAGUCCCUACAAAUUCCUGAACAGACACAAUGAGGUCUUGUUCCAAGCUAAAUAGACUAUUGACAUACUAAUCUCGUGGCCAGUCUUCAACACUAUUAAUUCUGGCAGGCCAUGUUGACAUUAACACUCAUUGUUUCAGGAACUCAUUUUCCAACAAACAAGAAUUUGACUAGUGAAAGGUUCUUAUAUUUCAUAUCAUUUUCAAGGACUUUUACUAACUCAAUUCUCAGUACAAAUGAGAACCAUUAUAUCUGAACACUUGUCAAUACAA